UCUGAAAGAUUCCAAGUCCAAUGCGAUGCGAAGCAUAUGGAAAAUCAUUUGAGGACUGUAAAAAACCAGUGGCAGAUUAUAUGCAAAAUUCGAGGUGAAAAUGGUUUUAGAUGGGAUGAUAACAUGAAAAUGAUCACAUGUGAUAGAGCGACAUAUGAUGCAGCAGUGAUGGCACACAAGAAGUAUGAACCAUUUUUAAAUAAAAGCAUUGAUCAUUAUGAUGAAAUGGCUUUGGUUGUUGGCAAAGAUAUGGCAACAGGGAGUUUUGCCAGAACAUUUGCUGACAUAGAUUUGGAUGAUGGUAACCAAGAUUCAGUGUCUGUAGACUGCGACAAUGAAGAGGCUGAAGAGGUAAGAACAAAUGUAUCUUCAUCUGGCACAUCUAAACGUAAAAGCAAAAAUGUUCAAGAAAGUGUCGUUGAUGAACAAAUUAAAUUUGUGGGUGAACAACUUGGCAAAAUUGCUAAUGCUUUGGAACAAUUUACUGCGGAUAAGACACCACAGCUUUACGAACAAGUGAUGUCGAUGGAGGAAGAAGGAUUUGAUGAUGACUUCUUGUGUUCUGUGUUUGAUUAUCUAGUGAGUCAUGAAUCCGAGGCCAAAGCUUUUUUAGUUAAAAGUAAGAAGCAUAAAAAAAUUUGGCUUUAA
Molecule: messenger RNA, 648 nt
Organism: Gossypium raimondii (Peruvian cotton)
Lineage: Eukaryota; Viridiplantae; Streptophyta; Magnoliopsida; Malvales; Malvaceae
Exons: 2
Coding region: 37-648 (203 amino acids)
Source: RefSeq, a predicted model, not a curated record